AUGGGAGAGUGGAACGAGCACGAUCACUGCCAUGCAAGGAAGGGAACUGUGCAGUCGCUGCACCAUUUCAUCAAGCGUGCCUCCCGGACGAAACCCAUUCCCGAGGAAGACGAGGGUGCCGGCCUGCACAAAUGCUUGCGGACUAAAGACGUGGUGGGCUUUGGCUUGGGUGUGACUGUGGGCGCGGGGGUCUUCAUGGCUACGGGAAAGGCCGCCCAAGAGGCUGGCCCCGCCGUGUCUAUCGCCUUCCUCAUUGCGGCAUUUGGUUGCAGCUGUACAGGACUGUGCUAUGCGGAGAUGGCGAACCUUGCACCUUCCACUGGCAGCUCAUACUCGUUUGUCUAUCAUACGGCUGGAGAGCUGCCUGCCUGCAUGGUUGGCAUCAUCAACAUCGUAAACAACGUCCUCUCCGGCUCUGCUGUUGCGAGGGGCUGGGAAGGCUAUCUGCGGCUAUUGCUGGUGUCCUGCGGCCUGGAACCCCCUGCCUUCAUGAACGGCUUUGAGUUCGGCCCUUUCGAG
Molecule: messenger RNA, 519 nt
Organism: Effrenium voratum
Lineage: Eukaryota; Dinophyceae; Suessiales; Symbiodiniaceae
Source: the annotation of a GenBank genome assembly